Messenger RNA from Hibiscus syriacus, 1113 nucleotides. Its product is annotated as serine/threonine-protein kinase STY13-like. The record is from RefSeq and is a predicted model, not a curated record. The transcript has 8 exons. Gene Ontology annotation, biological process: signal transduction; protein phosphorylation. Gene Ontology annotation, cellular component: cytoplasm. Bases 1 to 1113 code for a protein of 370 amino acids. Gene Ontology annotation, molecular function: ATP binding; RNA binding; protein kinase activity. NCBI's taxonomy places the organism in Eukaryota, Viridiplantae, Streptophyta, Magnoliopsida, Malvales, Malvaceae.
AUGAGUCAAGAGUAUCUUCAUCAUCAAGGUUUGAGGUUGAUAUUUGAUAAAUAUGGUGAGGUGGUUGAUUCUUUCAUCCCUAAUAAAAGAAACAAGGGAGGAAGUAGGUUUGGCUUUGUACGCUUCACCAGAUUGGAGGAUGCGAGGAAGGCUAUCAUCUAUGCUGAUAAAUAUACGAUUCAUGGUAAUAAAGUUAGAGUUUUCAUGGUGAGAUUUCAACCCCGUGAAGCUUUUUGGAGGAAGAAGUAUUCUGGUCCAGAAUCAGCCAAGACCAAGAGUAGAGUGGAGGAAGAUAGUCAUUCAAAGACUCCCAUUGUCGGUUUUUUUGAUAAGGAUAAGCUAUUAAUCCUUAGAGACUGCUUGAGUGGAAGUGUGGUCGGAAAAUUUUCAGUGCAUCAGCCGUCGGGCAUGGCUAUCGUGCAAAGGGAUCCCACCGGGGGCGGAGCAUGGUGCGCUGACGUUGUGGAAGCGGCUGAUGUUUCAUUGAUUGAAGAAAUACAAGCUGUAGGCAUAGGUCCCGAGGAAGACUUUAAUUUGGCUGCUCCGCAUGCGUCGUUCUGCCAGAGGAGCGUUUUUGUCAAUGAAAGGGAGACAAUAAUUAUGGGGCUAGUGGAUUCUUCUGAAGGAAAUUUAAACUUUGGUGUACAAGUUAUAAAAGAUGUUGAUCUCGAAGAUCUGAGGGAGCUAGGAUCUGAUACAUAUGGUACUGUUUAUCAUGGAAAAUGGCGGGGAACAUAUGUUGCUAUAAAGAGAAUAAAAAAGAGUUUCUUUUCUGGGAGAUCAUCAGAAAAAGACCGACAGAUUCAAGACUUUUGGAGAGAAGCGCAGAUCCUCUCAAAUCUGCAUCAUCCAAAUGUGGUUGCGUUUUAUGGAGUAGUACCAGAUGGAAGUGGAGGAACAUUGGCAACUGUAACUGAAUAUAUGGUAAAUGGAUCACAUAGGAAUUUCCUAAUUAAGAAGGAAAUGCUCAUAAUUGCCAUGGGUGCUGCUUUUGGCAUGGAAUACUUGCAUUCCAAAAACAUUGUUCAUUUUGAUCUAAAAUGUGGCAAUUUGCUUGUCAAUCUAAGGGACCCACAACGACCCAUAUACAAGAUCAGAGAUUUUGGAUUAUAA